Messenger RNA from Aplysia californica (California sea hare), 844 nucleotides. RefSeq lists its product as uncharacterized. The transcript has 4 exons. The coding region runs from base 254 to 814 and encodes 186 amino acids. The record is from RefSeq and is a predicted model, not a curated record. Lineage: Eukaryota; Metazoa; Mollusca; Gastropoda; Aplysiida; Aplysiidae.
UGUGUUCACUAACUGCGAUAAAAAUGCAAAAAAUAGGCGAGGCCAAGGGAGAACGAGAGACUAAAUUUUACAAAUCUUACCACUUUGGAAAUCCCAAGUUCCACACAGUUCAUUGCACAAUACUUUCUUUGUAUAAAAUGAUGAGGCAAUGAAAUAAGAUCACAAAGUCCAGCUUUCUGUUCUACAUGUACACAGCAGGCGGUGAAAAAAGCAGUCCCCUCGUUCUUGGAUCAAAAUUUAUAUUUUUGCGAAUAUGGGAGGCUCCAACUCCAAAGGGCAAGUGUUGUCGAAAACACCCCCACAGCCGCAGUAUGAGCCUCCAUAUCAUGGGCCGUCAGCUGAAUACUGUUUUAUCAACACGAACGUAACAAUGUCCGCACAAGUCAGUUUCGGGUUCAUGUCAAACUCUAUGGUGACAAGCAACGUAGAUGCUUACUAUCCUGUCCUAGCCCAGCCUUAUGCCCAAGGUUUCAGGCUGCUUUCUUUUUACCAUAUCCCUGGUCAGGUUCAAAGAACUGGGGGCCUUUUCAGCAGGGAUGUGAUGAUGCCUUUUCAAGGAAUUUACUGCCGCUAUCCAUCGGCACCCUCAAAUCAGGGGUAUCAGCUGAAAAUUGAGAAGUCUGUCAUCCAGCCGCAAAUCGUGUGGAAUGGUUUCAUCACGACGCGUUCUGACGUUGUGACAGAUAUCCAGCAUCUCUUCCAGACCAUCGCCAACAACACACAAAAUGGUGGCAGGCUCAUCUGCAUAGAGCUUACAGGGCAGGAGCAAGUCCAAGCCAGUUUUUCAAUGAACCAAAGAAUGCCAAGUAAUUAAUGUAGAUCUUCCUGCAGGCUCAGAAACAAA